Messenger RNA from Ambispora gerdemannii, 2451 nucleotides. The record is from the annotation of a GenBank genome assembly. NCBI's taxonomy places the organism in Eukaryota, Fungi, Glomeromycota, Glomeromycetes, Archaeosporales, Ambisporaceae.
AUGGACCAAGAAUCAUUAGAGUUGACUCCAUUGUUACAACGACCGUAUCAACGUCAAAAAUUAAAGUCUUGUUUAGUUCAAAUGUGCUUGGCGACGAUGAUUUGCUUGUUAAUGUAUGGUGUUAUUCGAGGUUUAGUGGCGUUAAUUCAUGCGAAUAUACUACAAGAAUCCGAUGCUUUUCCAACAGUAAAGUCUCUUAGUCGGAGAGGAGACUUAAUUUGUAAUGGGAGCGCAGAUCUGUGUGAUUUGCGAUAUGAUCAAACAUAUCCUGGCACUCAUAAUAGUGGCGCGUAUGAUCUAAAAUUUGAUUGUAAAUCUUCGGCCGCUAUUUGCGGUAACAAACUCAAACCUAUUUCGAAAUUGUGUGAUGUGUUUCAAGUUCUUUGCAUUAAGAAUCAAGUACCAAAAAAUAUAAUUGAGUGUCUUUGGGAAAAUAAUGUGGGACAUGAUGUGGCAACACAGUUAAAAGAUGGAAUCCGUCUUUUCGAUUUCGAUUCUUGUGUUCUUAUAGACACCGGAGAAGUUGUCAGAUGCCAUGGCAAAAAUGGGUUUCGAGCAAUUGGAGAUGGAUUUGAUCCAGUACUCAAAACGAUACGUGAUUUUUUGGAUGCAAACCCAAAUGAAAUUUUAACAAUUGAAUUCAACGACGGAGAUGGUGACUACGCAAAACUUGCGGGAGACAUUCAAUCAAAAUUGGAACAAUAUUUCAUUACGGAACCGGGACAUUCAAUGCUAGUCACACGAGAAGAUAAUAACGCACCAUGGCCAACUCUACGACAAAUGAUUGAAACUAAUCAACGAAUCGUGGUUUUUUUCGGUUACUUUUAUGAUUCGACGCCGAAUCGUAAGCCUUGGAUUAAUAGUAAAAGUUAUUGGUUGACUGAUUCCUAUACAUACACCGCACCAGCCGGAAGUGCCGCACGUUUAGAUCAAAGUUUUACAGAAUGGUGUCAAAAUUCCACUAAUAUAAUCGAGAAUGAUAAAAAGAAUGGACGUGUAAAGUGGCAGGCUAUUGAUGAAACAGUUGGAAUUGUACCAGACACACUUUCCUCUAUAAAACUGGACACUAAGCCAGAUAUCUGUCUAGGAGAUCUUGCAAGAUCGGUGAAUUAUGAUCUGUUGGAUCGUGUUGCAAAUCGGUGUUAUCCCGCUUUUCCUUAUAUUUUUCGAGUACGUCUAGAUUUCUAUUGGGAAACUUCCAACUUUAUCGUAAAAGUCGAAGAACACAACACGCGGGAAUUGGCAUUAAAAGAAGACGUAAAUAAUACUAACAUAAUGACAAAUGAAUUCAACGAUAGGAAAUUUAAUUUCAAUUCACCAUUAGCUCGUAAAAUUAUCUUGGUUAUAUCUGCAUUGAGUCUAGUUAACGUUGGAAUUUGGAUUGCUUGCGCUCUUUUAUUUCGUAAUUAUCCCGGACAAAUUGCAACUGCAACAUUAGCAUACACUCUAGGACUUCGUCAUGCGGUUGAUGCUGACCAUUUAGCCGCGAUCGAUAACAUUACCCGUAAAUUACUUCAAUCUGGAAAUAGGCCGGUUGCAGUUGGACUAUUUUUCUCGCUGGGCCACUCAACAAUUGUGAUAAUAACUUCAAUUGCACUUGCUGUGACUGCAACGACAUUUGAGAAUAGGUUUGGUAACUUUAGUGAUACCGGAGGUUUAAUUGGCACUGCAGUUUCCGCGACGUUUCUUUUCGUGAUCGGUAUUAUGAAUUUGAUCGUGUUCCUCUCGAUAUAUCGAUCUUUUAAGCGCCUCAAAAAAACUGGUUCUUAUAAAGAAGAAGAUAUUAAUGAUAUCCUUAAUAAAAGUGGAUUACUUGGCAGAUUUUUUGCACCAGUUUUCAGAUUCGUUGAUGCAAGUUGGAAAAUGUAUCCGCUUGGAGUGCUAUUCGGAUUCGGAUUUGACACGAGCACCGAAGUUGGACUACUCGGAAUUUCAGCAUUUCAAGCUGCUCAAGGAUUCCCUAUCUGGCAGAUUUUAUUCUUUCCUUUAUUAUUUACCGCUGGAAUGGCAUUAGUCGACACCAUUGAUGGUAUCCUAAGCUUGGGUACCUAUACAUGGGCAUAUAUCAAUCCGGUUCGUAAGAUAUAUUAUAAUCUAGUGAUUACUUUCCUUUCAGUUGCCGUGGCAUUUUCGAUUGGUGGGAUUGAAUUAUUGAAUAUUAUCAGCGAGAAAGCGGAUUUGAACGGACCGUUUUGGAACUUUUUUGCGAAUUUAGGAGAGGAUUUUGGCACGAUUGGUUAUGCGAUUUUAGGACUAUUUAUUCUGACAUUUAUCUUGGCUAAAUUAUACUAUAACUUUGCCGGGUAUGAUAAGUUGGAAGAAAAAGUUUGUACACGGAAAAUGGCGGUUACUGCAGGAAGUUCUUUUGAUUCGUCUAAUAACGAAAAUACUAAACAUCCAACAGACGAAAAAAAUGACAUUGUUGAGAUUAAUGUGGACUCCAACCAGUAA